AUGUUGAGAACCUGGUCACUCCACAUCAAGGACGGCCAUCACCGAGCCAUCGGAUCGGCCUUCACCGCAACGUCAAGCCUCUACUUCGAGCGUGCCCGCAGUGCCGGAAAUGAAACUUUCUCUGAUGCCUACGAUAGGUACGCUCGCCAGAACGGCCAUCGUGCCUUGUCUCCUAAGGAAUACGACGCUAAGCUGGAGGAGCUCAUCGAAGAGGCAAUUCAAGCAUACCGUAAUUGCCCGCUCUUUGGCAGCCAGGCCGACAAGGUCCGGGAAUUCGACCAGUUCAAGCGAUCGUUGCAGGAACGCUGCAAGGAGAAAUCGAUCAGCAACAAGGAUCGAUACCGCGAUAUGCUGAUUGCGGAGGCCGUCAAUGGAGGGAUGGGCAUUUAUGAGACGGAGAUGAAGCCGAGCAUCGAAGAAAUCCUCGCCUCCGGCAAGAAGGGCCAAGACGCCGAGCGGAAGCACGAAGCGGCCUUCUCGAAAGCGCUGGACCACUUUGACAAGACCGUCGUCGAAUUCGCCGACGAGGUGGAGCUGCUUGGCUACAAGCGCCAGCUUCUGCACGAUAUGAUUACGGAACGCGAAGACCGCGCCCGCCAAGAACAAAUUCGUGAUGAGCAGCGCCGUGAGGACGAAAGGCAGCGACGUGAGGACGAGCGGGUGCGCCAGGAGGCUGCUGAACGUGUGCGCCAGGCUGAACUUCAGCGCCUUGCACAGGGCCAGCAAAAGAAGACUGGCAGCUCUUGCUCGAUUAUG
This is a messenger RNA of Mesorhabditis spiculigera, 756 nucleotides long. The record is from the annotation of a GenBank genome assembly. Lineage: Eukaryota; Metazoa; Nematoda; Chromadorea; Rhabditida; Rhabditidae.